GUUUAUGUUAAUAUUUAACUUAUUUACUUUUAAUAAUUGUGUUCUAAUAAAACAGUUGUAAAUUGAUGUUAAAACCAUAGUUCAUUAUUGUAGAAUUUUAAUUGUUUCGUCUGAAGACUGCAGUUAUUAAAGAUUUACCAUUUCACAGUUAUUAGCUGAAUCUUUUAUAUUAUUCGACGCAAACACAACAGUGACCAUAAUGGUAAACGGUUUAUACUCGUCCGCGGUUACGACGCUGGUCCUGUUGAUCGCGACUUGUCAGUGGGUGUCACAUGUGAAAAGCGCUAGAAUAUUGGCCGUACAAACAGUAGGUGCCAAAAGUCACUGGAAUUUCAUGAGCGGAGUGCUCCGGUCGUUAACAGACGCCGGUCAUAGUGUUACUGUGUUCACGGCAUUUCCGGUCGGUGAUCGGGAAAACUACACAGAAGUGGACAUAUCGAAAGAAUCACCAGAAGCUAUAAAUCAUAAUCUGACAUGGAUCAUGGAGACAUACAGUGAACCGGUCACCUAUUUCUACAUGUUGACAGACGUGGACAGCAGAUGGUGCGACACGGUCUACAAAAACGAAAAGUUCGACCAGCUUGUACAUGGCGGUGGUGGUAACUCCUUCGACCGGAAGUUUGAUCUCAUCAUCAUGGAACCUCGGACCCUAGACUGUACGUCGUACUUGGCAAACGCGUUAAACUUACCAAUCAUAUACACAAUACCGUCACCCAUGAUGACUGUCGCCGAGCGCUCUUUCACCGGACACGUAUCAAACCCCGCUAGUGUCUCGCAUACUAUGGCUGAACAGGCCAUACCUAAGACAUUUGUCCAGAGGUUUGUCAAUGUGGCCUUGUUGGUGUACAGUACACUUAGAACGGAGUACGAUGGUUGGGUUAUGAAAAUGACCAAUCCUAGGCGGUACCAAUGGUCACCAAAAGUCAAUCCGUCGGUAAUCUUUUUGAACACCCAUCAUAUAACAGAAGCUUCGAGGCCCGUACCACUUAACAUCAUUGAGAUAGGCGGAAUACACUUGAAACCUGAAAAUAAAAUACCAAAAGACGUAUUAGAUUUCAUCGAAGAAUCACCACAUGGUGUAAUUUUUUUCACAUUUGGUUCGGUUGUUAGGACAUCGUCAUUACCAGUGCAUAUCGAAAAAACAUUUAAACAAGUGUUUGCAAAUGUUUCCCAGAGAGUUUUGUGGAAAUACGAAAACGAAAUGAAGGAUAAACCGGAAAACGUGAUGAUAAAAAAAUGGUUACCUCAACGAGAUAUACUCUUGCAUCCGAAUGUCAAGUUGUUUAUUAGCCACGGUGGUAUAUCCGGAUUGUAUGAAGCAGUAGACAGUAGUGUUCCAGUACUCGGAUUUCCUUUGUUCUAUGAUCAGAAAAGAAACAUAGACAAUUUAGUUAACGCCCAAAUGGCAAUUGCUUUGGAUUUGUUUACUGUGACUGAGGAAACGUUAUUGAAUUCAAUUUCGGAAAUCAUCAAUAAUGAAAAUUACACAAAAAAUGCAAAAAUUACUUCUGAACGAUUCAAAGAUCGACCGAUUACACCUCAACAAUCAGUCGUUUAUUGGACUGAGUAUGUCAUUCGUCACAAAGGAGCUCCUCAUUUAAAAUAUCAUGGUCUAAAACUUACGUGGUAUCAAUAUUUUCUAUUGGAUGUGAUCUCUGUAAUAUUAAUUUUUACCUCUUUGGUUUUGUUUAUUAUUUAUAAAAUAUUAAAAUUUAUUUGCAAGUAUGCGUUGAAAUAUAAACAUAGUAAUAAAGUUAAGUCUCAGUAACUUAUGCAAUAUUAGCAGUUUAUUAAAAACAUUUAAA
This is a messenger RNA of Melanaphis sacchari, 1805 nucleotides long. Its product is annotated as UDP-glucuronosyltransferase 2B15-like. Gene Ontology annotation, molecular function: UDP-glycosyltransferase activity. Lineage: Eukaryota; Metazoa; Arthropoda; Insecta; Hemiptera; Aphididae. The record is from RefSeq and is a predicted model, not a curated record. The coding region runs from base 200 to 1768 and encodes 522 amino acids. The transcript has 5 exons.